Styela clava is the source of this 2330-nucleotide messenger RNA. Its product is annotated as catalase-like. Gene Ontology annotation, cellular component: mitochondrion; peroxisome; cytoplasm. NCBI's taxonomy places the organism in Eukaryota, Metazoa, Chordata, Ascidiacea, Stolidobranchia, Styelidae. Gene Ontology annotation, molecular function: heme binding; catalase activity. The record is from RefSeq and is a predicted model, not a curated record. Gene Ontology annotation, biological process: response to hydrogen peroxide; hydrogen peroxide catabolic process.
UAUGGCGUGCACUGCAUGGGAGCUGCAUUCAAAUAACUUCAGGUCUUUGCCGUUAAAUCGUUAAAUGAUAAAUGAUAGAUAUGAAGGUAUAGGAGCUGGGUUAUCAUAAGUCAAUCAAUAACGAAAACCUGUAUAUCUUAUAUUACUAAACGAGCUCUUUAAAGAACAACAUGGCAUCCCCACGAUCUAAAGCUGCUGACCAAUUGAAAGAAUAUGCCACAGCCACAAAGAAUGGUGGAGCUCUUACCUCCAGCACUGGGGCACCAAUUGACCAGAAGUUGCAGUCAAUGACGGUUGGACCAAGAGGGCCAAUGCUUUUGCAGGAUUUUGCAUUCACUGAUGAGAUGGCACACUUCAACCGAGAAAGAAUUCCGGAGCGUGUUGUGCAUGCUAAAGGAGGAGGUGCCAAAGGGUAUUUCGAAGUCACCCAUGACAUCACAAAGUACUGCAAAGCUAAGAUAUUUGAAAAGGUUGGAAAAAGAACUCCACUUGCUGUUCGAUUCUCAACUGUGGGGGGUGAAGCUGGAAGUGCAGAUACUGCCAGAGAUCCUCGUGGAUUUGCAGUAAAAUUUUACACUGAGGAUGGUAAUUGGGAUUUGGUUGGUAACAAUACACCUAUCUUCUUCAUUAGAGAUCCCAUCUUUUUCCCAUCGUUCAUUCACACUCAGAAAAGAAAUCCUCAAACUCAUCUUAAAGAUCCAGAUAUGUUUUGGGAUUUCAUUUCACUUCGUCCAGAGACGACUCACCAGGUUGCAUUCCUGUUCAGUGACAGAGGAACUCCUGAUGGAUAUCGCCACAUGAAUGGAUAUGGAAGUCACACAUUCAAGAUGGUCAAUAAGGAUGGAAAACCAAUCUACUGCAAAUUCCACUUCAAGUGUGACCAAGGCAUCAAAAAUCUGAUGGCUGAUAAGGCAAAUGAACUUGCAGGGAGUGACCCAGACUAUGCCAACAGAGAUCUCUUCAAUGCCAUUAGCGAAGGAAAUUUCCCAUCAUGGACUUUCAAGAUUCAGGUGAUGACAUUUGAGCAAGCUGAGAAAUUGCCAUUCAACCCAUUUGACCUCACUAAGAUCUGGCCACAAGCUGAUUACCCCCUUAUUCCAGUUGGAAGAAUGGUCUUGAAUGAAAACCCGAAAAACUAUUUUACUGAUGUCGAACAAAUUGCAUUUGCUCCAAUUCAUAUGGUGCCUGGAAUUGAGCCAAGUCCUGACAAGAUGUUACAUGGACGUCUUUACUCAUACCCAGACACUCAUCGCCAUCGUCUGGGCACUAACUACAUGCAGAUACCGAUCAAUUGUCCAUACCGUGCAAGACUUGCUAACUAUCAACGUGAUGGGCCUCAGAAUGUCACAGACAACCAAGGCAACGCUCCCAACUACUAUCCUAACAGCUUCAAUGGACCCCAGGAUGGUGACGCUCGAAAAGAUACUCAACCUGAUUUGUCUGUGUACAGUGUGAGUGGAGAUGUGAAGAAAUACAGCACAAGGGAUGACGAUAACUAUUCGCAGGUGACAAACUUUUGGAGCAAAGUUCUUUCCGAACCAGAACGUCAGAGAUUGGCUGAAAACAUUGCUGGACAUUUGAAGGAUGCCCAAGGCUUCCUUCAGGAGAGAACGGUUGGAAACUUUUCCCAAGUACACUCUGACCUUGGAGGUCGCAUUCGCAAGAUGCUCGAUGAUUUCAAGAGCCAAGCUAAGAUGUAACUUAUGUUUGAAAAGAUUUCUCAUUAAGUGGAAUAAUGAUAUUAUAAUAUAAUGUACAGAAUGAUUCGAUUCAUUGGUAAUUUUUGUUUGUCAUUUAAUUAUUUUGCAAGACCCGUCUUGUGAUCUGACAAUAUACACUAUCAUGUUAAUACUUCAUAACAAUACCAGAACAAGCAUGUCUAAUACCCGAAUAUGUAAUUUUUUUUGAAAAAUAUUUUUGAAGCAUUGUAUGUUAGGUAUAUAUAUACUCUCCAAAUUAUCUGUCUUUUUUGUUUGGCGGUCUACAAUGUGGUCAAAAUAUCUAGUAUUUAGGUUUUUCACAGACUAUCCAGAGCAAUAAUAAUUGAUUUAUGCAGUAUUUUAGUGUAAAAUAUUUUAUGAUGUGCGUUGAAUUACAUGUUGCAGCGUAGGAAUUGUUUUCAGAUUUAUUUAUGUACAAAAAUCUAAAUCAACUUUUUAUAAUUUGUGUCAAAGAAAUAAUACAUCUAGACCUCAAAUUAGAUGUGCCUUCUUUUUAAAUAUCGUGAACAAUUUUAGCAUUCUAUUGCUGCUUUCAUCAGUGUUUUCACCAUAAUUUUCAAGUGGGAAUGUCAAAAUGAAUGAAAUGUAAUAAAUAACAUCAAUGCAGUA